AAUAAUACCUGCAUCCAACUGUAGUAUAAAUAUCCUUACCUAGGCGUUAGAUCUUCACAACACAAUCAGAUUUGAUCAGUGAAUACUACAAACCAGGAUCAAAUUAAAGACUCAAUAUGAAGAUUUUAGUUCUCCUAGGAUUGGUAUGCUGCGUGGCCGUAGCUUGGAGUAAGCCUGCAUCUACUUACACCGAUAAAUGGGACCAUAUCAAUGUCGAUGAAAUAUUAGAAUCUCAGCGUCUCUUGAAGGGCUACGUCGAUUGCUUGGUCGAAAGAGGCCGUUGCACAACAGACGCUAAAGCCCUAAAGGAAACUCUACCUGACGCAUUGGAACAUGACUGCAAAAAGUGCACAGAAAAACAGAAAACUGGUGCUGACAAAGUAAUCAGACAUUUAGUAAACAAACGCCCUGAUUUGUGGAAAGAACUUUCGGCAAAGUACGAUCCUAAGAACAUCUAUCAGCAAAAGUACAAAGACAGAAUAGAAUCCGUCAAGCAAAAGGCUUAAAUAUGUUUAAUUUUCAGCAAACGAGUUGCUACAAAAUU
Molecule: messenger RNA, 544 nt
Organism: Melitaea cinxia (Glanville fritillary)
Lineage: Eukaryota; Metazoa; Arthropoda; Insecta; Lepidoptera; Nymphalidae
Gene: CSP10
Product: allergen Tha p 1-like
Exons: 2
Coding region: 117-506 (129 amino acids)
Source: RefSeq, a predicted model, not a curated record